This is a messenger RNA of Chlamydomonas reinhardtii, 1923 nucleotides long. RefSeq lists its product as uncharacterized. The transcript has 6 exons. Gene Ontology annotation, molecular function: RNA polymerase II general transcription initiation factor activity; DNA binding. Gene Ontology annotation, biological process: DNA-templated transcription initiation. Bases 320 to 1297 code for a protein of 325 amino acids. The record is from RefSeq and is a predicted model, not a curated record. Lineage: Eukaryota; Viridiplantae; Chlorophyta; Chlorophyceae; Chlamydomonadales; Chlamydomonadaceae.
UCCAUAGCACACUUCCUGCACACGUUGAACGGGAGCAACAAGACAGUGCAGUAAACGACCUGCCGUCCUCCUCAUUUGCGCAUCAAGCACCCCGCUUGGACGUGAUUUGACAGGAAAAAGUUUGCAUCGCUUCACAAAGGCUCUGCAACACAGCCCUCUGCUUCAGUGUCAGCUUCCGGGCUUCCCCUCGUUUGUGCUGCGUUGCUUUGGGCCAGGCCAGCUGUGCUAGGCGACACAGUUUAUCUGGUCUGGCCCACUAGAUUUUUUUUAUCUAGGCUCGACCCGGUGCAUCUCGAAUUUCAUCUCUUCGUUUAGCACCAUGGCUGCGGCUGAGGCGCCCCCAGCGACGCCACAGCUCUCAGCAGCAGAUGUGGAGGCGGAAAUGGCAGCCCACGUCUCUGGCAUCAAGCCCCAGCUGCAGAACGUCGUGGCCACUGUGAACCUAGGCACCAAGCUGGACCUCAAGGAGAUUGCCAUGCACGCGCGUAACGCAGAAUACAACCCAAAGCGCUUUGCCGCCGUCAUCAUGCGCAUUCGAGAGCCGAAAACAACGGCGCUCAUCUUCGCCUCUGGCAAGAUGGUGUGCACGGGCGCCAAGAGCGAGGAUGACUCCCGCACGGCCGCGCGUCGUUACGCCAAGAUUGUACAGAAGCUGGGCUUCCCUGCCACGUUCAAGGAGUUUAAGAUCCAAAACAUCGUGGGCUCCUGUGACGUCAAGUUCCCCAUCCGCUUGGAGGGCCUGGCGUACGCGCACAGUCUCUUCGCCAGCUACGAGCCCGAGCUGUUUCCGGGCCUCAUCUACCGCAUGAAGCAGCCCAAGAUUGUGCUGCUGAUCUUCGUGUCGGGCAAGGUGGUGCUGACAGGCGCCAAGACGCGGGGCGAGAUCUACCAGGCCUACAUGAACAUCUACCCCACGCUCAUCCAGUACAAGAAGGGCGACGCGGUGGUGCCCACGCUGCCCAACAACCUGAUGGGCCCGCCGCGCGCACUGCCGGCGGCGAAGCAGGGUGGCCAGGCGGACGUCGGGGAGCCGCAGCAGGCGCAGGAGCAGGAUGGCGCGGGGCCGUCUGGGUCAGGGGCGCAGGCGCAAGCGCAGGCGCAGCAGCAGUACCAGCAGCAGGCAGCGGCUGGCAUGAUGCCGCCGCCGCCAGUGGCGGCGACGCCAGCGCCGGACCCGAACCUGCCGCCGCCGACACCCAUGCACCACCACCUGCCGCCGCCCACGCCUCGGCACCCGGGGCUGGCGGCUACACCCAGCCUGAGCCACCACCUGCCGCCGCCCUCACCGCGGCGGUGAGGCGAUGCAAGGCUGGGGCACAGCGACGGGCGGAGCUGGAUGCACGGCGCAUGGCGGGCGGCAGCCGGGGGGGGGGGCGGACAGUGCUUGGUUGCUAGCGCAUAUCACCAUGUGGCUAGCGUAUAUCACUCUUCUAUGCAUUUCGGGCAUGGUCUUGGUGGGAAGCGGCAGGCGGCGCGUUGGCGUGACGGCAGUUAGACGUCACGCUUAAGAUUGACAGGAGUGUGUACGCUGUAGGUAGGGCUUUAGGCAGUAGCCACAGCAGGUUGGCAUGUAUUCCUAGCAGUACCGGAUGUAGCAAGGCAGGCCAGGUCCAAGUACUGUAUAGCUAUGGGACGAGUCGUCCAGCGUCGGUGGCUGGAUAGUACGUCUGGAGUCGAGGGAUAAACACAAGGAAGAAGGCGAAGCGAAAGCAGUGCAGACCUAGUUCUUUGGUUGUGCUUUUGUUGUUGGUCAACCGUUUGCACGGUGCAUACUCCGAACUCCGUUGGAUGACCUGCUGCCGGUGUUUGCUUGCACGCACGCCUGUCCUGGCACGCGGCGCAAAGGGCAACCUAUGCCGGAGCCACAAAUGGUGGCAUUGAAAGAGCAAGGGCCAAGGGCGUGAGCCCAAAGCCUCAAGACCA